AUGGAUAUUCACAGGUGUCGCUUCGUUCCCUAUCCCGCUUCCGCCAUCAACGCCGUCGCCUUCUCCCACGCCGCCCUUCCACCCGUCCCAGCCGGCAAGAAGAACCUUCAGAAGAACAUCCAGGUGCGCCUUGCUGUUGGCCGCGCCAAUGGCGACAUCGAAAUUUGGAACCCUCUCAACGGUUCCUGGCACCAGGAGCUGUUGAUCCCCGGCGGCAAUGACCGGAGCAUCGACGGCCUGGUCUGGGUUACCGACCCCGACGAGGAAAUGGCCGACGGCAAGAUCAUCCACGGAAAGUCACGUCUGUUCAGUGUCGGCUACACCAACACCAUCACCGAAUGGGACCUCGAAAAGGCCCGCGCGAAGAAGCACGCGAGCGGCCAGCACGGCGAGAUCUGGUGCCUCGGUGUCCAGCCCCCUUCCUCCGACCUCCACGCCCCUAGAAAGCUCGUCGCCGGCACCGUUGACGGCAACCUCGUCAUGUACUCGAUCGAAGAUGGCGACCUCAAGUUUCAGAAGAGCUUGAUCAGGGCCCCCUCCAAGAAGGUCAAGAUGGUCAGCAUCUGCUUCCAGUCCAGAAAUGUUGUCAUUGUCGGCUGCUCCAACAGCACCAUUUGCGCCUACGACAUCCGAAACGGCUCGCUUCUCCAACAAAUGACCCUCGGCUCCGACCACUCCUCCGCCUCCAAGAACAUCAUCGUCUGGUCCGUCAAGUGCCUACCGAACGGUGACAUUGUCUCCGGCGACUCAACUGGUCAGGUGUGCAUUUGGGACGGCAAGACUUAUACUCAAGCCCAGAGGAUACAAAGCCAUACUCAGGACGUCUUGUGCCUGGCUGUCAGUGCUGAUGGCAGGAAGAUUGUAUCUGGCGGUAUGGAUAGGCGGACGGCCCUGUACGAGCCGGUUGCUGGACAACCCGGUCGCUGGUCCAAGGCUUUCCACAGGAGGUAUCACGGCCAUGACGUCAAGACCAUGGCCUCUUUCGAGGGCAAGGGCAUGAGCGUUGUGGUUUCUGGAGGUCCUGAUGCCAGUCCCGUUGUUAUGCCCCUUCGUGCGGCAGGCAAGGAGUUCCACCGCACUCUCCCCCAUCUUCCUCAGACCGUCAAUGUCAAGAGUGCAUCAAAGGCCCGGUUCGUUGUCAGCUGGUGGGACAACGAGGUUCGCAUCUGGCACCUCUCCAGCCCGUCGCGCGAUCUCUUGAACGGUGCCGUCGCCACCACUGACCUGCGCAAGACACGGAAACUCAUCGCCCAGAUCUACGUCAAGGGCGACCACAACAUUACUUCGGCCGCCAUCAGCGAGGAUGGUACCUUCCUUGUCGCGUCUACUGCCACUGACAUCAAGGCCUUCCAGCUCGAUAUCACGGAUUCGCAACAGCUCAAGAUCAAAAAGGUCGAGGUUGCGAACGCUGGUCACGGAGCUAUGAAGGUGGAAAUUUCUCCCGACAGGCGUUGGUUGUCCUGGGUUGAGAGUGGCAGCAAUGUCAUGGCGGCGGCAAUCACCGUGAACGAGGAUGGAUACACUGUUUCUGCUCCCUCCAAGCUGCGCCGCCUCCACCGGCAAAUCCCGAAGAACAUCCUUCUUGGUGGUCUUGGUACAUACGACCGAAACGUCACACAAAUGGCUUUCUCCCCUGAUAGCAAGAUGUUCAGCGUCGCUGAUAUUGCCGGAUGGAUCGAUACCUGGGUAUUACGCGUCCCAGGAGAGGAGACGAAUGGCACGAAUGAGGAGGCUGACGACGCUUCGUCGAGCGACUCAUCAGAUGAUGAGGAAGAAGAUCAGAAGGGUGCUACUAGUGAGCGCUGGGUACGCAAUCCCAACGCAGCCCUCAUCCCCAAGCUGGACUCGGCUCCCGUUGUCCUCUCCUUUUCCAAGACUCCCCGCCAGGAGGGUGAAGAUUAUACGCUCUUGGCCAUCACAACACUAAAACAGGUUCUUGUAUUCAACCCCCUUCGCGGUGCCCUCGCAGACUGGUCUCGCCGCAACACAUAUGCCAAGCUUCCAGAACAACUCCGUGUCACCAGAGAUUUGGUCAAGGGUGUCGUAUGGCAAGGCCCACGUGUCUGGAUCUACGGCAUUUCCUUCCUCUUCAUGUUAGACCUGUCUCAGGAUCUGGAUAGCCAGGACGCCUCUGCUCUCUCCAAGCAAAAGGCUGGCCUGAAGCGCAAGAGAGAUGGCAAAGAGAACGGCGCAGGCGGCAAGAUGGACAGCCUGAACGCUAUUGCCCCCCACAAGAUCAGGGCGGCCGUUGCCGGACAGGACGGCGCGACAGAGUGGGUUGAUGUCGAGAUGGCGGAAGCCGAUGACCAGAAGGGUGCUGCCAGCAGCGGUGUCGAGGAUGAGGAGGAUGAUGACGACGAGGAUAUGGAUGGCGGCGAGCUCCAGCGUCUGCGCGACGGCGAAAGCAGAGAAGAGCAAAAGAAGGAUACACUGAAGCAGAAGGCCAAGUGGUGGCAUACGUACCAGUACCGACCCAUUCUAGGCAUCGUGCCUCUCGACAGCGAAACCGUGGAGGAAUACAACGGGGUGUCGGAGGGCCUUCCGAUCCCGCCGCUUGAGGCCGCUCUUGUCGAGAGGCCGAGCUGGGACUGUGAAGUACCCCCAAGGUACUUCUCCAAUGGUGAGCGGGAGAGGUAA
Messenger RNA from Sordaria macrospora k-hell, 2637 nucleotides. RefSeq lists its product as uncharacterized. Gene Ontology annotation, molecular function: protein binding; RNA binding. Gene Ontology annotation, cellular component: t-UTP complex; small-subunit processome; 90S preribosome. The record is from RefSeq and is a predicted model, not a curated record. Gene Ontology annotation, biological process: maturation of SSU-rRNA from tricistronic rRNA transcript (SSU-rRNA, 5.8S rRNA, LSU-rRNA). Lineage: Eukaryota; Fungi; Ascomycota; Sordariomycetes; Sordariales; Sordariaceae.